Messenger RNA from Protomyces lactucae-debilis, 585 nucleotides. RefSeq lists its product as uncharacterized. The coding region runs from base 1 to 585 and encodes 194 amino acids. Gene Ontology annotation, cellular component: nucleus. The transcript has a single exon. Gene Ontology annotation, molecular function: transcription coactivator activity; chromatin DNA binding. The record is from RefSeq and is a predicted model, not a curated record. Lineage: Eukaryota; Fungi; Ascomycota; Taphrinomycetes; Taphrinales; Protomycetaceae. Gene Ontology annotation, biological process: positive regulation of DNA-templated transcription.
AUGUCGCUCAACUGGACGCAGCUAGAUCAUCAGCAUAGCGCACCGCUCCCACUUGACAACACAGAAGAGAUCCUCGCGACCCAGCGCGUCCAAGCCACACUCCUCCCGCGCUUCCCAAAACCUAUCCCGGGCACUGUCUUUGUCACCUCUCAUCGCAUCGUCUUUGUGAGCGCCGUACAACCGGCUAUCCCUCCACCUGCAUCAAAUUCUGUCCAGAGCACAGAGUCAGAAGGACUACGAACGGUGGGUGUGCCGAUUGAGCGAUGGAACGCACAGCUCAUCCAGCCUUGGUUUGGCGCAAAUCGAUAUGAUGGCGAAGUGGCGCCUGUCGCAGGUGGCGGCCUCGAUGGUACGAUUGCAACUAUAACAGCGGGUGAAGCGGACAGAACAAUCACACUCAGUGUUUCAUUUGUGGAGGGCGGUGUUGAAGCAUUUCACAGGGCGUGGGUGGUUGCGCGUGAACGGACGACGCAGAGGUUACGGCGACGACGACAGGAACGUGCCGUUGCACUUGGACAGGCAUCUUCUAUGGAUGACGAAGAGGUGGAUGCAUUACCAUUGUAUGAAGAAGCCAUGCAAUCAUGA